Messenger RNA from Seminavis robusta, 1597 nucleotides. NCBI's taxonomy places the organism in Eukaryota, Bacillariophyta, Bacillariophyceae, Naviculales, Naviculaceae. The record is from the annotation of a GenBank genome assembly.
AUGUUCUCUUCGAUUACCAGCAAGGCAUUGCGGUUCUCUGCAACCGCUGUUGCUGGAGGCAUUAGCAAGAAUUCAGUGUUUUGCUUUUCCACCCUCACCGGAACCGUCAAGUGGUUUGAUACCCGAAAAGGGUUCGGUUUCAUUGUCCCAGAUAACGGCGAGGAUGAUGUCUUUGUUCAUCAAACUUCCAUUCAUUCCGAGGGAUUCCGAUCACUAGGGGAAGGGGAAGCUGUGGAGUACACUAUUCAAGAAGACCCCAGUGGACGCAUCAAGGCAGAACGAGUGACUGGACCCAAUGGUGGAUUUGUACAAGGAGCACCCAGAAGAACGUUUGAUUCAGGAUUUGGAGGAGGCGGUUUCGGUGGUGGCGGCGGCGGCGGCGGAUUUGGCGGCGGUGGUGGCGGCGGCGGUUUUGGCAGCUACGGUGGCGGCGGUUCUGGAUUUGGCGGAGGCGGCGGUGGAUUUGGACAAGGAGGAGGAGGCUUUGGAAGCGGCGGCGAUGGUGGUGGAUUUGGCAGCAGUGGAGAAGACAACUCACAGUUUGGCGCUGGCGAAGUGGCUCAUGAUGAUUUGGAUACACCAGCAGGCGCGGCUGCUACAGCGGCAACACCCGAAGAGAAAAAGUAGACUCUAGAUGGAUUGGAUGGAUGGUGGCCCUGAUCUUCUUAAGACUUGACAAUGACACACUGCACACAUGCUUCAAGGAAGCUACUGGCUUUUUCAUGCGUACCAUAAAAAAUCAAUCAGCAACACACCAAUGGCUAGGAACCAUCUCAACACAUUCUGUCUGGUGACAUAAGUUACUAGCGAUUCGCCAAAUAAUUUCUAGAGCGAUUUGUACAGUCGUUAUCUAGCUUAGCUCGUAGGCGUGCUAACCCUUGUGCUCGAUGUCGGCGGUUGGAGUGGAGAAAGUCCCGGCCCAGGCCAUAGAAGUGUUGAGUACGAAAUGAACUGACGACAGUCGGAUUGGCAGAGUCGUUGACACCCUCCCUGUUGUCGGCCCCUUUUCGUUAGGGUCACGCCUUACAUUUUUCAAUUCGAAUCUUCUGUUGUCACACGUUAUUCCGCUUUCAAUCGCAUUCGAAGGGCGUUGCGGCGUGUUCGGCAUCUCUCACAAUGGAGGCAAUGGCACCCGAGGUUCCCAAAAUGCAGAACAGGGGCGUAAAGACCAGCAAGAAGAGGCCACCAAUGACGGUCGAGUGAUUCAAGCCUAUGCUAGCGCCCUCCCGUCUAUGCACCGCCCAAUAAAAGGCGACGGGCCAACCAAAUACGGUGGGAGCCCCAAAGAGCGAUCCGAUCAGUGCUUGCACGUCGGCAAAGAAGGGUAUCAGAUUCCCCACUACGAAACCAAACACCAAGAAUCCACAGGUUACUAUCAACCAGUGGAGUGUGCCUUGUCUCCCCGACGUUUGAUACGUUUUGGGGAACACAGUGGCAUGCAACCACAUGUGGAGGGGUUGACCAGCAAUCACAUAGGACACGCAAAUGUGGAGGCAAACCAGCGACCCUACCACUUUGCGAGCUGUUCCCGCUGGUAAUAUGUCGGGUAGGAACUCUUCUGUGGAAGCUCCUCUCAAUCCAUAGGCUGCUAUAACGG